UCAACAGAAUCAACAGUGCAGCAAUGACACGGGAAGCCAAUGUUGCCAGUUCAGAGUAGGGACAUUUCUUUCUGUAUCACAUUGCCCUGACCAGUCUGGCGGGAUUAGGGUGGCGGGCACAGCUGCUAUUGUAAAUGCUGUUGUCUGAGGUGGUUAUACAGACGCGUUGUAGGAGCAGCAUAAAAAACACAAGAGCCUGUUGGAUCAGGCCAAAAGCCCAUUUAGUUAAAUACCCUAUUCUCACAGUGGCUGACUAGAUUCCUGUGGGAAACCUUCAAGCAGGACCCAAACGCAAGAGCACUAUCCCAUUUCUGGCUUCUAGCAGCUCCCGUAUCCAGACAGAGAGAGCCAGUGUGGUGUAGUGGUUAGGAGCGGUAGACUCGUAAUCUGGUGAACUGGGUUCGCGUCUCUGCUCUUCCACAUGCAGCUGUUGGGUGACCUUGGGCUAGUCACACUUCUCUGAAGUCUCUCAGCCUCACUCACCACACAGAGUGUUUGUUGUGGGGGAGGAAGGGAAAGGAUAAUGUUUGAGACUCCUUCGGGUAGUGAUAAAGCGAGAUAUCAAAUCCAAACUCCUCCUCCUCCUCCUCCUCCUCCUCCUCCUCCUCCUCCUCCUCUUCUUCUUCUCUUCUUCUUCUUCUUCUUCUUCUUCUUCUUCUUCCUACUGUUGUCUAUGCUCUGGUAACCUCAAGGUUAGAUUACGGUUCAGAAACUUCAGCUAGUGCAGGGUUCAGUGGUCAGGUUGCUCACCGGAGCAAGACAGUUUACACCAAUCCUGGUCCGACUGCACUGGCUACCAAUUAGUUUCUGGGCCCAAUUCAAAGUGCUGGUUUUGACCUAUAAAGCCUUAAACAGCUCAGGACUGCAAUACCUCAAGGACUGCCUCUUCCCAUAUGAACCUACCCCUCUGAGGCCCUCCAACGUCUGCCCCCUCCUUGAGAGAUCCGGAGGGUGGCAACUGCAGUGGCUCCCCAUCUGUGAAAUACUCUCCCCAGGGAAGUUUGCCUGGCGCCUUCAUUGUACACCUUUAGGUGCCAGGCAAAAAUGUCCCUUUUUAACCAGGCCUUUGGUUGAUCUGAUUUACAUCCUAUGCUCUUUUAAAAUGUGGGGGUUUUUUUGGGGGGCUAUUAGGUUGUUAUUUUUAUUAUGUAUUUUGUGGUUUUCUAUCUUGAUUUUAUUCUGUGAACUGCCCUGAGACCCCCAGGUAUAGGGCGGUAUAUAAAUUCAAAUAAUAAUAAUAAUAAUAAUAAUAAUAAUAAUAAUAAUCAGAAGCAUUAUGGCCUCCAACUGUGGAGUGUUUGGCUAGUAAUAAGCUUGAUAGCUAUCUCCUCCAUGGAUUUGUCCAAUCCUUUUUAAAAGUCAUCUAGAUGGGGAGCCAUCACUGUUUUGCGUGGGAGCAAGAUCACACUUGUACAAUAAGAAUUAUUAGCAAAACUCUGAGAUUUUUGGAAAGCAAAAAAUAACAAUGAACCAAAAAAAGAGUUAACACUUGCAACAACUUUCUAAAUAUCCGGCUAGGCUUGUCUAAACAAAAAUCUUUUCGGUAUUUUGAUAAGGUAAGCAUCCGAGGGGGCAAUCUGUUUUGCUGUGUUGAAUGCUCGGCUCCGAAGCAAACAUAAAAAUUACAGAACAUUUGGUGAAUGUUUGCGAUAUAAUUGUGGUGGGAUUGAGCAAAUAUGAUUUCAUUUUGAAAUAUAAUUUUCAUUUUGAAAUGCUCCUCCAGAGCAUUCUUUUUCCUGCUGCUCUAAUUUAAAUGUAAUUGGACACAUGGCCACCAGAGGGCAGAUGCAAGCUUAAUAUCUUAUGCUUAUUAUAGCCUAUUGUUGUCUACUUCUGGUUUAAUAUCCAGUUUCUCAUAUUUUCUAUAAGUUGUGUAGCAGUAUUCUUGUAACAGUGCAUUCUAGAAUAUGUCUGCUUAUUGUGUUGAGUGAUUCCUUUACAUAGUAUAUAUAAUUUUUAUUAAAUUUUCUAAUUUACAUUUCAAAAUAUUCAUUUGAACAACGUUAAAUCAAUGACUUCCCUCCUUAUCUUUCCAUGGUUCAUUUUGCAUACCGUACAUCCCUGCAUAUUUUACAUGAGCUAAACCAUUCAGUAACCCAUUGUUACAUCCAUCAAAACUUAUUUACACUGUGGAAUUUAUCUUAAUGCUACCAGCAUUUUGAAAUGAACAGUUUUCACCUAUGUAUUCAGUAAACAUUUUCCAGUCUUCUUUAAACGUGCAUUCUUCUUGUUCUCUUAUUCUAUAUGUUAAAUAUUCAAGCUGAGCAUAUUGCAUCAGUUUAAGUUGCCAUUCUUCUUUGGUUGGGACCUCGCUCGUUUUCCAUUUUUGGGCUAACAAAAACAUGGGCCGCAGUAGUGGCGCGCACACACACACACACACACACACCUGAGAGUUUCCCUCUGAAUUAUCCCCAACAAAAAGGACUUUUUUUUUUGGAAAAGGUACUUUUAAACUUACUUUUCAAUUCAUUAUAUAUCAUUUCCCAAUACUCUUUUACCCUUUUACAAGUCCACCACAUAUGAUAAAACGUACCCUCAACCUCAUUACAUUUCCAACGCUUAUCUGAUUUGGACUUAAACAUUUUAGCGAGUCCACUUGGAAUUAAGUACCAUCUAUAAAUCAUUUUCAGGUAGUUUUUCUGCAAAGAAUAACAUGCAGUGAACUUCAAAUCGCUCUUUCAAAGUUUUCCCCAGAGAUUCAAAUCUAUAUUAUGUCCUAUAUCUAUUGCCCCUUGUAUUAUAGAAACUUUAACAAGCUCAUCUUUUGUUUCCCAAUCUAACAGCAGAUUGUACAUUUUUGUGAUUCCUAGGCUUGGAGAGAUGGCAGAUGUGAGAUCUAUAUGUUGGCCUUUAUUCUAUAUCUCAUCUUUUGGUUGGUCUUGUAUCAUGUGAUACAAAUGUCUGAUGCAGCAGCACUACACAUACUUGCGACAGUGUGUUUCCUGACACCUCUGCGGUUGCUCCCUAAAGUCGUCCAUCCCCACAGACACCUCAGAGAUCUUGGUUAGCAGUCAUGCAAACACCACACCUUUCAAGGCAACCUUCCUGUCACCAGGAGGAAAAAACUGCAGCAGCCACAACAGCCACUGGCAAUUUUGAAGACCCUCACCAGUCAUGACGUCACUUGCAUGCAUCAUUACACCAAGCAACAGGCAAUGACAUCACAAACGCAGAGCUUACUUCACUUAGCCCACUCCCCCAAGGGGACAACGGUACCCUUCCUUUGUUGGCCCCUCUUAGCUCUGUCCCCAUUGCUGAGUGGUGAGGAAGGUGACGUGGAACUGGGGUUCAAAAAUCAAACCUAAACAUUGUCCCUUGGGAGGAUGGUUCAAGCCCACCAUUUGCUCUUGCCAAAUCGACACAAUGCAAUGUCUCUAGACACUGAGGCCACCAGGAACAGCAGACAGAUCCAAUUUUUAUUUCAGUGGUGUCUUUGAGGGCAGUGGAGCAUGGCUGCCAUUCAUAUCUAUGGGGGAAACCGAGGGCUGCUCUUGAGAACAAUGGGGCAAAACACCUGUAAUGAACCGGCCCCAUAUUCUGUGAUGAAUUGAUUUCUGCGAUGAUCCUGCCCCUGACCAUUUUUGCUGAUCUGGUAUUGAUUCCCCCCCCUUUUAAUCCCACCCCCUGUUCUGAUAUGGUUUCAAAUACAGUAGCUGGGUUUUCUUGAUGAUGUGCUAUUACGUUUAUAUGUUUUAUCUUUAUAUGUUUUAUGUGGUCUUGCUGGCCAUAUGACCUGGAAAGCUGUCUGUGGACAAACGCCAGCUCCCUCAGCCUGAAAGCGAGAUGAGCGCCACACCCCAUAGUCGCCUUUGACUGGACUUAACUGUCCAGAAGAGAAGAAGAAGAAGAAGAAGAAGAAGAAGAGGAGGAGGAGGAGGAGUAGUUUGGAUUUGAUAUCCCGCUUUAUUACUACCCUAAGGAGUCUCAAAGUGGCUAACAAUCUCCUUUCCCUUCCUCCCCCACAACAAACACUCUGUGAGGUGAGUGAGGCUGAGAGAUUUCAGAGAAGUGUGACUGGCCCAAGGUCACCCAGCAGCUGCAUGUGGAGGAGCAGGGAAUUGAACUCGGUUCACCAGAUUACGAGUCUACCACUCUUAACCACUACACCACACCUUUACCUUUAUGUUUUAUAUGUAAACCACUUUGAUGAGACGUUCCAGAAGUGAAAAGUGAUAUAGAAACUCUCCAAAUAGUUAAUAAAAAAAUACAAGCUUCACUUAUCCAUAGGACAGCCACAGUGUCAAAACCAACGUUUUGCGGCGCGAAGUACUGCAGAUCUAAAGGGAGAGAAAAAGCAGGCUCCCAGAACAGCUUAGUCAACACAGGGACUUCCCACUCAAAGGAAAUACUGUCAUGGUUAGGAUGACUGUAUGGGGGUUUAUACAUAGCACUGAUCCAGUCUGAGUAAAUAGGAUUCCAACUGAGGUUACUUAUCCCAUUCUCGCCCCUCCUGCUUGCACCCUUUCCAUCAUCACCCAUUUUGACCUUCGUUGACCUUGCAAUGUUUUAGUAAUGACACGGGGCACAGCAUGACAGCAGCAUCACAAUGUCAGAUUAUGGCAUGCUAGGGGACUUAGUAGUGACCCUGCCUUGUCCAGCCUGCAUAACAGGAGGAUAGGCUCAUGCUGUAAAAACAGCCAGUAAUUAAAUAGCUUAUUUGGGAGCAACGCUGAGCACACAGCCUGAUGGGCUUUGUUAUAAUUAGCUAAUGACACAUAGAACCAAAUAUGCAAAGCAGGUAUCUUGGGGGCUCUCUUUUUACAACAUAACUUUUCCAGAAUAUGUCUGCCAUGUUGACUAUGUCCAUUUCCUACUGGGGAUUCAAAGGCUCCUGUGACUUAAAGGGCUCUACAGAAUCAGGACCAGUGUUCUCUCUCUCUCCAAACCAAGUAGGACAAAGAUGUUUAUAGACCAAAUCUGUCACCCAGGUAGCUAUAAAUACUUUUCUAUCCUAGUCUUCUAAGGUGAUGGGUUAAGCAGGUUCAGGCUAAUCUCUGUUUUCAGCUAGGCUUCAUGGGGAUGAGACUAAUCAUUUUUCCAUCAACAUAGUGUUCUCUGAAAACACUAAUACCAACUACUGACACUAGAUGUCACCAAAAGAAUAGAUCAUUUCCCACUCCAAAAGGUGCUGGCUCUGUGUUGUUGACACAUUUUCAUGCAGGUGAAGGCUAAUACCUGUUUUUGACCCAUCUUCCUAAGGAUUGUUGUUCCAUCAGCAGGGUUUCUGCCUUUGCUCCUUGCUUAUGACAUAUCAAGGUUUUCAGCAGUCUCCGCAAUGAAAGAUGCAGACAGGAGAGCAUAUUUACAGCUUUAUUCAAUGUAGUUCAGAACAAAGGAAAGCAUGACUGCUUGCCUCCGUGUCCAGGAAAUAAGUCAGAAACAAAAGCUAUAUACAAAAUGGAAGUUCCCAGCAGACAGUGCUGGGAGUAAACAGGCAUGUGAUACACAACAAUCAUGCCUGACCCUUUAAGGUGGAACAGAACUAUAUCCUAACAGUCUUGUACAGGAAUUACUGUUUGUGUGAACCACCAACAUGGGUGUUGUGUAUGUUUCAGUGGUGGAGAUGCUUGUUUGUACAGAUGGGUGGUGCUGUGGUUUAAACCACUGAGCCUCUGGGCUUGCUGAUCAGAAGGUCGGCAGUUCAGAUCCCUGAGACAGGGUGAGCUCCCGUUGCUCUGUCCCAGCUCCUGCCAACCUAGUUUUUCGAAAGCAUGCCAGUGCAAGUAGACAAAUAGGUACCGCUCCGGUGGGAAGGUAAAUGGCGUUUCCGUGUGCUCUGGUUUCCGUCACAGUGUCCCGUUGCACCAGAAGCUCUUUAGUCAUGCUGGCCACAUGACCUGGAAAGCUGUCUGUGGACAAACGCCGGCUCCCUCGGCCUGAAAGCAAGAUGAGUGCCGCAACCCCAUAGUUGCCUUUGACUGGACUUAACCAUCCAGGGUUCCUUUACCUUUACCCUUUUACAGACGGUGGAUCCAUGCAAACACGACUAAGCCAGCAUCAGCCCUCCAUUAUGACAUGUGGGCAUAAUGUCAUAGGUGAACUGUUGCUUUGCACCACCUUUUAUCUGUCUCACAGGCCCCUUUAGAUGAAAAUUGUGAGACUACCCCCGGUGUCACUGAACUCUCCCACUCCAUUUGAUGUUCACCAAUUUCUUGUGUAGAAGAUCUAGUGACUUUAGAGGUUUAUUUUCUCUUGUGUCAUUUACACCUGGGGUGUGUUAUUUUCUUUUGAGUCUUUUAGGUAAUUUUGGGUCAUUUAGAUUGUUUUAUGCUGUGUUGUUUACACCUGGGGUGUGUUGCAUUUCCAGAGAUGGUAUAGCAGAGCCAGUGAAGCAAUGUGGCUAUGAGCUAGAAAGCCCCUUGUUUAAACCUCACCUUAGCCUUAUACCCCUCCCCCCAAGAAGCCUAUAUAUGUUCUUCCCUGGUCUCUUAUCACAGGCAUGUGAACAUCCCCCCUCCACCAGGCAUUUGGGAAUUAGAUUGAGAUUCCAUUUUUCUUUUCUUUUAUGACCUUCCAAUUUUUUGAGGGGGGGGGGAGGGAGGGUAAUUAAUUACAUUUUCAGUGUUAUUUUUCUAGCAAUGGCGCCCACCUGAGAGGUGCUGGAACUGAGUUUUGUUGAGUUUCGGCUGAAAAUCAGGCCUGUUUAUUCUUAUAUUGGGAACUUGUGUCAUGUUGAAAGCUGGUCUCUAAACAGUUUAGAGUUAACCUAUCACUUAACCACGGGCUUCCUGGCUGAAUGUCCACUGCAAUUUCCUUUGAUGUGUUCUAUAUUCUCACUUCAUCCAUUGAAUUAAAUAUAACUAUUACUUAGGGACAGAUUUAUAGCUACCUAACAGAACAGUUACUUCUUGGUACAGUGAUGUUUGGAAAAACAUGUGCAGAAAUCCACAGGAUCCCACCAGGUCUUCAGAAGCAGCUAUCCCUGCGUCAAAGAAGAUUACUCCUAAUAGGAUUUGCUACUUGGAGGCUGUUGUUCUGUCUGUUGCAAAACCUGCACAGUGUUUACUUCAGGAAGAAUAUGGAUCUCAUCUGUCAUGCAUGUCUUCUUCUGCUGCUGCUUUUCUCUUAUGGGACAACCCCAACAAUUUCAUCUUGUGUCACAGGAUGCACCUGUUCCAACGAUAACUUUGGAAGGUAAGAAACAUUGGUAGGACUAUAGAGAAACAAGUAGUGGCUGAAUUGUGCCCAAUAUUGCUAGUAUUUUUUGAGAAUUCUGUUUAAUUUCAAGUUCAUUUUUAGGGCAUGAUUAGUUUUCUGAAAUAGUAAAUCUUCGGAUAUGAUGUUAAUGUACUUUUGUUUGGGUGUUAAAACAAGAAAGAUGAAAAUGAAGCAAGUGCAUUCUUAACAGUGUCAUAAAAACAGAAACCUUCACUUUGCUGUCAUUCCAUGUACAGUGGUACCUCGGGUUAAGUACUUAAUUCAUUCCGGAGGUCCGUUCUUAACCUGAAACUGUUCUUAACCUGAAGCACCACUUUAGCUAAUGGGGCCUCCUGCUGCUGCUGUGCCGCCGGAGCACGAUUUCUGUUCUCAUCCUGAAGCAAAGUUCUUAACCUGAAACACUAUUUCUGGGUUAGUGAAAUCUGUAACCUGAAGCGUAUGUAACCUGAAGCGGAUGUAACCUGAGGUACCACUGUAAUGGAUUAAAACCAACUAAGCAAUAUGUUAACUUUGCUGUUUUGCUUUCUAGGAGUUUGCUUUGCAUGUCAACAUCAUUGAGAAAGAUCCCUGGGGGCAUCCCUGAAGAUAUAAAAAAAAUUAGAAUAGAAAAUUCUCACCUAACAGAAUUGCCUCGUGGGUCAUUCUCUAAUGUCAGUGCCUUGGAAUAUCUUUGGCUUAAUUUCAAUAACAUCACGGUCAUGCAUCUGAAAAGCCUCGAGUACCUGACGGAUUUGACUGAGCUGAGACUGCAGGGGAACAAGCUGACUUCAGUACCAUGGACAGCGUUCCAAGACACGCCAGCUUUGAAAAUACUGGAUCUAAAGCACAACAGGCUCGAUGUCCUUCCAGAACAUGCCCUCCGCUACCUGCCUAGCCUGACCUAUUUAGACAUCUCUUCCAAUCAGCUUACUGUCAUCUCCAAGGAUGUUUUCUAUAACUGGCCUGUGUACCAAAAAACCCAGCAGCUGGAGAAGAAGCUAGACGCUAUUUCCAACGCGGUCUUGGCUUUGCACGACAACCCAUGGAUAUGUGACUGUCGCCUGCGAGGGUUUGUCCAGUUUAUCAAAUCUAUUAGCCCACCCAUCAUUCUGAUGAAUUCUUACUUAACUUGCUCAAGUCCCAAAUUCAGAGCAGGAAAGUACUUUCAUGAAGUGGAGCUGAAUAACUGCAUGAAGCCAUUGGUAUCACCCUCUGAGCCAAAUCCCACUGUAUAUGUUGGGCUGAAUGUGACCUUGACCUGUCUGGUGCAGGCCAGCCCUUCCCCAGCAAUCUGGUGGACCUAUAUGUUAAAGCACCUACGAGGAUUUAAUGGUAAGCAUUACUCCAAGGAAAGUUAUAUUCAUUUGCCUCUGAACUUCUAGUCAGGGGCUGACCGCAAACCAGUUAAGCUGAGUUAGCCCACUGGAUUCAAUGAGACUAAACUGCCUUAUUCACUUUUUUUGCGAAUGGGCUGCCACUUACCAAAUAGAAAAGGUGGGUGAAACAUGGACAACCAUUGUGUGAUAUUAUAUGAGUAAAGCCAGUCAGAUUCUUGUUAAAAAAUCAUGUUGAUUUAGGAGGGCUGAAGUAUUAGAUACCUUCACCACCAGUCCCUUCUCUGCCUAUUAUGUCUAUAUCCCACCUUUCCUCUAAGAAGCUCAGGGUAGCAUGCAUUGUCCCCUCCAUUUUGUUCUUAUAACAUUUCUGUGAAAUUGACUGGCAAAGGGAUAGCAACUGCACAAGAUCACUGAAUGAGGUUCAUGGUUGAGUGUGGCUUUGAACCUGGGUCUUCUCAGUCCUGUUUGAUUAAUAAUAAUAAUAAUAAUUUAUUUGUACCCCGCCCAUCUGGGUGGGUUUCCCCAGCCAUUCUGGGCGGCUUCCACAAAUACCAAAAAUACACUAAUAUGUCAUACAUUAAAAACUUCCCUGAACAGGGCUGCCUUAAGAUGUCUUCUGAAUGUCAGGUAGUUGUUUAUCUCUUUGACAUCUGAUGGGAGGGCGUUCCACAGGGCGGGCGCCACUACCGAGAAGGCCCUCUGCCUGGUUCCCUGUAGCUUUGCUACGAUGGGGGUGGAGACGCUCCUUCAGGUACAACCAACAACCAACAAUGGCUCCCCUCUAUAUGAGCAGGAGACUGAUGAAACAAGCAUAGUUUUGGUUUAGACGUACAAAAAUCUCUCUCUGUGUCAUCAAGAGAAAUAUGAUUGUCAUGAUUUCAGAUGGAGCAUUAUCAUUUGAUUUCGGUUUUGUAUGCCCUGUCUUCAGUUGGCUAUAUUAUUGAAAUUUUAUUGUUGUUUACUUGUUUCUCUGAUUCCAUAAUAUUUUUUUGGGGGGGAGGGUGGAAUUAAAACAAAAACAAACAUACUAUGCCUGGAUGGAUAUGCUGAGCUUCCUGGAUGCUCACAUUUAUUAUGACUUGCUUAAAAAUCCCAUCCUUUGGGUAUGAAACCCGUACCACGCUGACUUAGGGAAGGAGCAUAACUCAGCGGCUGGUCACAUUCUUUGAAUGUAGAAAGUCCCAGAUUUAAUCCUUGGAAAUUCUAAGCUAAAAGGAUCAGGUACCCAAUGAUCCCUGCCUGAGAUCUGAGAGAGCCACUUACUAGUAAGACUAUAAUGGGGUAGAUGGGUGAAUAGUCAGACUGGAUAUAAAAUAGCACUCUAUGUUCCUUAGAGUACAUCAAAUGAUUUUAAUUGGACUGCUCCAGUGUCAAUGAAUUGCUGAAAAUAGCUGAAUAUAUCCAUCAUAUGCCAUGUGCUCUCUCACAUUUUCUUUGAAACAUCUUAAUGAGGUUGCCAAGUCUACUCAUAUUUCCCUUCUUCCAGACCCCUCCUCACAUCCUCAGGGUUGACCCAUCACUGGAGUGCCAUUUUGUAACAAUGACUGCUCUAUAUCUAGUACGGCUUGCUUCAUUAGUAAUACUUUGUUUAUUAAUUACUUUAUACAUUGGCCAUGGUAUAGCAUCCAAUUGAAACAAAUUGAUUUGUGGGCUUUGAGGCUAAUCCGGCACAAAUUAGCCACAGCUGCAUUCAGCUAAAAUCAAGGGAAGCUAAAUUAUUUUCUUUUCAUUCCUUCCUUCAUUAGUCACAAUGAAGCCCCUUUCCAUUGUUUUUGAUAAGAAAUAGUUGUCAGCAAUUUUUUGCUGGACUGUGACUCUUUAAAGCAUAUUUGAUCCUGGAGCUUUUCAGACAUCCAUUUACUGCUUAUGCAUAUCUGAAUGGUGUAUAAAAUGAAGGCAAGAGUUAACAAUAUCAUUUGAAUCCCUGCUGCUUGUGCCAACCAUGGCUGAAGUUGGGUGAUUCUUGUUGUCCCGCUUCCAGGCUGCCGCAGAAGAGGGUCCUGGAUUGCCCUAUUGCCGGUAGCAGCACUGGCUUAGGAUACAGCAGAUGCUUGGCUGGCAUCCUCCUUUCCCACAAAGUGACCCCAUUUGAGGAGUUUAUGCUGGCUACCACAGGCGAGCAUAUAGCCAACCAAUUGGUAGCAUGUGUUGCCAGCAGAAACAGUAGGGACCUCCCUAGCAGCAAGGGCCCCCAACAGCAAAGCCUUGUAGAGCUGAGUGGAACCAAGCGGAAGGAAUCCUUUGCCACAUCCUGACCCCCUCCAAGCCAUAAACUGGGGGUGAGGACUGCUACAGCCACGUUAGAAUUUUGCAGUCUUACUGUAUUGGCUAAACUGCAUGCAGCUUUCUUAAACUGAUUCCUACAGGGCUGGAAUUUUCCUAGGCUGGACUCAGCCUUGAAGUAAAUUAUUCUAGACAGUUGAAAUGAAAUUGCUUCAGCUAGUUUCUGUGUGUGUGUGUGUGUGUGUGUGUGUGUAUAUAUAUAUAUCUCUCCAUUCCCAUAGGUCUUAAUUGCUUCUUUUGCAGUUCACCUGAAUGGUUGUAGCUAGAAACAGUGACCUUGAUUUGAUUCAUAGACCUUAUGGAGAGGAAAGGAAAGUCUCAAGAGCACGGUAAAAGAGUUCCAUAUUAUUCUGGCAUUUUGGGGUCAGUUGCCAACCAGUAUGGAUGACUGCUGCUCUGUUAACUUAAAAAUCCUGAAUGACACUCGACACUUCAUAAUUUUUGAAGUUAGGGUUUGCCACUGCGUAGCUACCUUCAGUCAAGACCUGCCAUGUCACAUCUGAGAGUUCUACGAUCACUGGAUAAAUCCAUGUUCUUCAUAACAAGUGCUCUUGGGUCUCCAUGGUGUAUGAUGAUAAUGUGCACUAAAUAAGUGUAGGGCUAUCUGAGGCCUUCUUCAUCCUGUGCCCUUCGAUGGCACCUUCUCCGCCAUCGUCUCAUCUCUUGGUAACGAAUAUGAUGAGGUCUAGUGGUGAUUGUAGUGAGGGUCCCAUCUUGCUCAGGAGGUCCUCAGAGAAUAACAGGAUCAGAAUUCCAGAGUCCACAAUCAGGCAAGACUGUUUUAAGGCUAACCAAAAUAAGGAGCAAGUUUCUGGGUUUCCCAGAACUCUUCAUCGAAAGCUUGUACACCCUUCUGACAUUUUUCAUGGCAUUGCCCUAAUAUGGAAUUUGCUGCUUUUCUUAUGGGCCAACACAGCUGCCUUUCAACAUGGGAAGGUUUAGAAUUGACUUAAUAUUUUGUCUAGUAUGAUACCUUUCAAAGAUGAGCUUGGAGGUUCUUUUCAGGCAAGAACACCUGAGAUCAUUGUGAGAGAAGUGACAAGAAGGGCAGUGAAAUUUCUGGGGAAGUCUUUCCAAAAAAGCAAGCCUUCUGGGAGAUUAGUUUGGUCAUAUUUGCAUACUUCCUUUUCCUCCAAAGUAGCAUGUGUGGGACUUCCCUGUUUUAUCCUUCACAUAGUGUGAGGAUAAAGUUCCCCACUUGAUCCCCACAACAGAAGUCUUUUAGACUGGGGGUUUUAUUUAAAAAUAAAUAAAAAGAAAACAUUUUAUUGAGUGUUGUUGGAAGCAGUAACAUGCAAGCCCAACCGUGGGACACAGGUGAGGUAGCAUGGAACAGAGAAUCUGAAGGAUCCAUCAACCAUGGGAGAAGGGAGAAGGGAAGAAUAACUACUUCCACCCAUGGGGUUGUAUCCACACUCCUGUUACCUGAGCAGAAUAGGAUCGGCUCAUGCAAUGGGACUUCCCCUGCCUCGCCUUCCUCUUACAGCCCUCCACAUACCCUGAAAAUAUUCUGCAGAAUAUUGAAGGGCUAUGUGGGGGAAGGAGUGAAAGGGAAAUUCCAUGAGCAGGUCUACUUGCACAGUGUGGGAUUUCACCCAUUAUCUGCAUUUACAGCAAAACAAUGGAUUUUAUGCUGCUAAAUUCUACCGAGUAAAAUUAAUGGACCUACAUCAGUUAUGUUCACUAAUUCUAAGGCAGAGCUUUCCAAACUGUGUGUUGCAACACAUUUGUCUGUUGGCUGCAGUGAGUGGGUGUCACACAAACGCUCCCUGCACCCCUCCAGGGCCUGGAAUGGGGUUAGUUUAACCACCAUUUUGCUAGUAAAACUGAAUGACUGCGUUGCGAAAUGAUGCAUGUCUAAAAAGUGUGUACCCAACAUGAAAAGUUUGGAAAGUUCUGCUCUAAUGGGUUACUCUGAGUAUGACUUGCCUUAAAUACAACACUUUUAUUAUGAUGACAGCAACCAGCAUCAUCAUAAGUUAUAGGAUAUGUUGAACCCUAGAGAGAUUAAAAAGGAAAUGGCUGGCAUAAGCAGAGAUAUAGUAAGUCCUAAUCCAAUAUCGCUGAGGGAACUUCAUGAAUGAGCAUGGACCUGAGCCCAGGUCUCCCCAGUCCAGAUUCAGUACUUUAAGUAUAUCACACCUGCUCUCCUAAUUUGGUAAACCAUUUAAGGAACGUCAAGCCCUUAAUGGCCUCGGCCCAGUAUACUUGAAGGAGCGUCUCCACCCCCAUCGUUCUGCCCGGACACUGACGUCCAGCUCUGAAGGCCUUCUGGUGGUUCCCUCACUGUGAGAAGUGAGGUUACAGGGAACCAGGCAGAGGGCCUUCCUAGUGGUGGUGCCCACCCUGUGGAACGCCCUCGCAUCAGAUGUCAAGGAAAUAAACAACUAUCUGAUUUUUAGAAGACACCUGAAGGCAACCCUGUUUAGGGAUGUUUUUAAUGUUUGAUGUUUUAACGUGUUUUUAAUAUUCUGUUGGGAGCCGACCAGAGUGGCUGGGGAAACCCAGCCAGAUGGGCGGGGUAUAAAUAAAUAAAUAAAUAAUAGCUGAAAUCAUUGCGUUGAAACCGCUGCAAUUUUAAAGGAAUUUUUGCACAUCUCUAUGUUGUUCUACAUCAGGGAUCUAGAGUGCUGGUACUACUAACAUGUGUGUCCUUUUUUCCUUCCCCCUCCCUAGCAUCCACCACCCAUAUUAGUGAAGAUAGAAUUAAGUCAGAAUUGAUUAUUCCUUCCGCCCACCUUGUGGAUGAAGGCAAUUACACAUGCACAGCUGCUAACUUCCUUGGCAACACCUCAGCCACAAUGAUGCUGAAAGUUCAAGCUCCAAGGGCGGCGGCCUCCUCGUUCUCUUCCUCAGUCUCAGGUGAGGAUUCAUACAUCGAUGUGAGGAUUGCCAAGCAGACGGUCUAUGGGAUCACUUUGGAGUGGUACAGCUUGACAGAGAAUCCAGGAGAAGCCUGGUAUACCCUCCAUUUUGGGAAGUAUGAUGACUCUAAGAAAGACAUGAUAUACAUUGGCCCCGGCAUCAAUAGCUACUCUGUCAACGACCUUCUCCCUGCCACCAAGUAUGAAGUGUGUGUUACUCUGAGGAACCAGAUGCCUCAAAAGGGGCAGUGCAUUGUGUUUGUUACAGGAAGUGACAUCAGCGAGCUGGAGCAGCGGGAGAAGCUUAUCCAUAUCAUCAUCAUUGUAUGUGCCAUGGUGCUCGCUGUCCCUGCUGGGAUGUACGCGUGUACCACCGAGACCAGGUUUAAUUGCAUGGAGAAAUGUGCCGACUUCUGCCGCCAGAGCAGGAAACGGCAAAAUCUUCGGGGGGUCAAUAAAGAGAACACGUUUGACAGUUUGCCAACAGGCAGUGAAGAGGGGCUGUGCCACCGAGACUCCAGUGACGACAAGAAAAAGCUGAAGGCUUGCGAGGACAAGGAGAAGGCCAACAAGCAGAAACCCGAGCACAGAAAUAGCGCUGAUCUCUAUUAGCCGAUCUCCAAGCACAAUCCCAUGUUAGAUAAGAGAAAGGUAAAUAUAGAAAGACUGGUGGAAAUAUCUCACACAUGUGGACAGUAGGUUUUCAUGAUACAUCAGUGUCAACAGGUGACAAGCGUACACAACAGAACUUCUGAGGCCACCAAAAACCUACAGCGGUUGAAGUUGUUGGAAGGCAAGAGAGGAACGCACAGGGUCAUCACUUUAGCAGGAACGCUAUGCCUCUGUCAGCCUUCUAGCUGUGAUUUAUGGUUAACAAUGCAGGGGAUGGAUGGAAUUGCAUUGCUUGUUGAACGAGCAUAGAGUAUGAUCUAUCAAUAUACAACCAGAGGGUUUUUCUAGAGGCAUAUCUGUAAUUUAGAUUACUGAAUUGUUUUAGGACAUCCCCACACCUUUCCUUCCCAUUGUAGCUGCUGGUGAUGGUUUUUUUAAAAAAUAAAUAAAUAAAUAAAUAAAUAAAUAAAUAAAUAAGGCAAGUUCAGAAAUAGGACCUUAGCAAUAGCACUGGUCAGACCAGGAGAGUUUGUCCAAGUGCAUUUAAAAGGUGCAAAAAAGUGGUGGAGAUUUCUAAUUCAGAUUAAGAACUCUUCUGCACAAAAAUAACUCAGAAAGACCGAAACUGUUAAAGAAAUAGAAACAAAAUGGUUUUCUUAAAAUAAACUGUUUGUUUGUUUUAAAAUCACAUCAGUCCAAAUGUGUAAUGACUAUUGGUUUCAGAAGUAAACAUGCAUCUCUACCAGCAUGAAAAGAACAUUAAAGAACAUUUAAAGCACACCCAUAACAGCGUUUACCCUUAACUGAGCUACAGUUCCUAGCACAAUACAGUUAUCAUGAUUGUUUGGGGCAGGGAUCUGCUUUCAAUGUCUGGUAUGUAUGCAGCUUUGGUUAGAUCCAGCAGCCUCUUCCUAGGUUCUUGUAGAUCUCUCUUACUGGUUAAAGUCAGCCAUAACUUUAGAUUUAACUUUAUUGUCGCCUUCUAGUGAGCUUGCAGCAGUAAUUUUUAUCAGCAGCACAAAAAGUUAGUGGUGUCUUAGUUAAUGGUGAAAUUAUAUAACAGAGCUUAUCGUACAGAAAUCCUAUUUGCUGCUAAAAUGAAGUGAUACUUAAAAGUACAACCAGCCACACAAGGUACACACUGAUCACAACAAGGAUUCUUAGUUGUCUCCACAGACCAAAAUCCAAUGUCCAUGGAGAAAAGAUGCCAGUUUCAGGUUUUUCCCCCCCUGGUAGUAGUGAAGCACAUCUCUCCCUAGGGAUGAGUGAAUUUGUCAAUUUUGGUUCUCUCAGCUUCUCAUUUUUCCAACUGAUACUCAGUUCUCUGCAUUUUGCAGCAAUGGAGGUUAAAAAAACCCCUCAUGAAAAUUCAUUGUCAUUUUAAUGUGAAUUUCUCCUUUAAAAGCUACGUUUUUAAUACGCAGUGUUGACCCCAAAAUAACACCUUUUUGUACGCUAUUUUCACCAGUAUCUUCAUUCUUGUGCCCACUUCCCCCCAAUACAUGCAUUUUUGUAGACACUAGCUGGAGAACUACAUCGCAAAAUUCAGCUAAGUGCGAAUUUUGAAGGCAAGCUGUGUUUGGGUUUGCUUAUUGCUCCUGAAUGUGCAGUUUUGAUAGAUUCAGCUUUAAACGCACAAUUGGGUUACUCCUCCAUCCCUCCAUCUCCUCACCAAUCAAUUUCACACACACACAUUGCUUUAAAAAAAGGGGCGGGGGACACUUCUCAGAUCUUCCAUGCCACAUCUGAUUUUGCCAUUAGAAACAAUCCAACAAUACUUUAUUCCCCAAAUGUAAAAUAAUUGAUAAUAGGACACGAGGGGGGAAAUGCAAUCCAUUUUCAGCAGAACUUACUAGUCUCCUUUUUGCAAAGGACACCCAAGGCACUUUACAUUAGAAGCAAUUAAAAUACAAAGCAGAAAGUUGCCCCCAUCAGUAAAUGAUCAUUAUGUUUAAUGAAGCCAUUCUCUUUUAAAUGUGUGAAAUCCCCCUCUCCUGAAAAAGGUAUAUAAACACAGUUGCAUAUCUGCAUGCAGAAAAAUUAUCUACCUGUUAUCUACCUGUCUGUCUUUAUGUAUGCAUGUGGCAAUUUUGCCCCAGAGUCUGAAACUUUCAUCAAUAUUUUUUAACUGGGCUCUUAAAAGAUGAUGUAGAAACAGUGCUAUUUUUUAAAAAUAAUAAUAAUUAUUUUUGAAGUUUACUCUUCAAAAGAGUUCAGCAUAUUUAGUUUAAUCUCCCACAGCAACUCUAUGAGGUAGGUUCAACUGAGUGGUCCAGUGAUACUUAAUGAUGCUGACAACCAAGCAGAGAUUUGGCCACAGGUCCCCACUGUUCCCUAUGCCAUGUUCAUAAGCUCAGCAAAGUUUUAUAUUCCAGAGCUUCCAGAGCAGGCAUGUCCAACUGGUCGAUCGUGAGGUGUCCCUGGUCUAUGCUCUAUGCUGGUCGAUCGUGUGCU
Molecule: messenger RNA, 16687 nt
Organism: Podarcis lilfordi (Lilford's wall lizard)
Lineage: Eukaryota; Metazoa; Chordata; Lepidosauria; Squamata; Lacertidae
Source: the annotation of a GenBank genome assembly